CUGAAUCAGAACCAGGAAGAGGAUUGCCAAGAAGGAAAACAACAAAUACCUGAAAUUAGAAGUAGCUGUGUCAGCGCCGUGAGAAUUAACAGAAAGGAAAGAACAAACAUCCACUGCCAUGGACGAGACACUCUUUCAAUUAAAGUUCACAGCAAAGCAGUUGGAAAGACUGUCAAAGAAGGCAGAGAAGGACUCAAAGUCAGAACAAGCCAAGGUUAAGAAGGCCCUCCAGCAGAAGAAUGUGGAGUGCGCCAGGGUGUAUGCCGAGAACGCCAUUCGCAAAAAAAACGAGGGCGUUAACUGGCUGCGCAUGGCCUCACGUGUGGAUGCUGUGGCCUCUAAGGUCCAGACUGCAGUCACCAUGAAAGGAGUCACAAAGAACAUGACUCAGGUGACCAAGGCCCUAGAUAAGGCUCUUGGCUCCAUGGAUUUGCAGAAGGUGUCAGCCGUCAUGGACAAGUUUGAGACACAGGUGCAGAACCUGGAUGUUCACACCUCGGUGAUGGAGGACUCGAUGAGCUCUGCCACCACCCUGAGCACACCCCAGGAGCAGGUGGACGACCUGAUUGUGCAGAUAGCUGAGGAGAGCGGUCUGGAGGUGAUGGACCAGCUCAACCAGCUGCCAGCUGGUGCCAGUUCUCUGGGGGAGAGCUCCCGGGCCCAGGAGAAGGAGGACCAACUUUCGCGCAGGUUGGCCGCCUUGCGGAACUGAGGCCCCGUCUCAGUGGCUGUUUCAAAGAGCAGAGAGCAGAGGCUAUAUGUUCGCCGAGAAAGAGACAACCAGGACAGUUUGGCUCGCUGCAAUUCUAUUGAACUGUUCCUACAGCGAAGACCUGACAAGCCUGUAUUGAUUCACCCCCUCGUCUAUUUAUAUACACAUUGGCACUCGGUGUGGCUGAAAAUACUACUGAGUGUGUGUUUCGUUCUUUCUCCCACCCACGCACACACACUCACUUUCUCCCGUUUUACGCUGUAAACAAUCUGUCUCCCCUGUGACUUUUUGUCCUCUCUUUCUAUUUCUGUCCUCUGUCUCUUUCCCAUCACCUCUUUCCCCAUAUGUCCCCCUCUCUCCUCUGUUCUCUUCUCUGCCACCACCCCCCACCCCCAGGCCCCCACAGAUGCUGUCUUCAGUGUGAGCCCCUCACAUGUGAGGUUCAGUAUUUGAUCAGAGGAGCCGAUCUCAACAUAGUCUUUUAUCCAGAGAUGUUUUCAGUAUGUACAAAGGAAAUGUAAAAAAAAAAAAAACAUAUAAGUUUAAGUUUACUGUAUUUAGGAAUGAGUGCUGCUUUCAGCCCAGCCAUAUCCUUGGAUGAUGGAGCUCACCUUUCCCCAAUAGCAUUUUAGGUUUCACAGAGAGUCUCCUCGAGAGUUUUAUAUACCUGUUUUGUUCAGACUGAGGCAGGAAUACGAUAAUACGAGAGCUGAAAUGAAAAUCAGGAUUGCAGGGGAUUGUUCUGAUGCAGUCGUGAGAGCUGCCAACCACAGAACAGAGUCAUGUCUCUUUCUCCGACUUGUUUUGCUGUAGAUAUUAGUCAGGACAGGAACAUGGAUAUUUUUGGAGGAACACUAAGACAUCUGGGAACUGGUUUCCUUUAGACCACCCCCCCCCCCUUCGCUCCUAUAUCACAUAAUUUAAAGUCAUGGGACUUAGUCACAGCAUAAACAGUCAUCAUUUGCAUUGCAUGCAGUGUAAUACUGCUGUAAAAUUCAUCAUUUUUUGCUCUGUAAAACAGCUUUUGAAUUUAUGUAAUACAUUGGUUAUUUUCUUUUUUUGGUUGCUGGAUUAUUCAAUUUCAUUUUUUUAUUUGUCUUUCAGUGUUUCAUGUUUUUAUUGUUCUGAUGUGUCUGGAUGCUUUGGUGAAUUGUUUGUUGUUGUUGUUUUAUUUCAUGAAGGCCUUACUUUCACACAGCUGCUUGUCUGGGUGCUCCUCCUCAGUGCCUCAGUCAGAAAACCCAUAGAGAGCUUAAGAGCUGUAAUGACAAUAAGAACACCCCCCAGCACACACACACACACACACACACACACACACACACACACACACACACACACACACACACACACACACACACCUCCCAUCUCAUCCCAUCCACCAUCAUUACCAUUACUGGCUCCAUGUUGUCAUGGAAACAAGGAAGUCCCCCUUUUCUCUCUCUCACGCACUCUGUAGUCCUGCCACAAUCAGCCCUGGGUAAAUCUUUGCUUGGUUCCUUCUGCCAGGAUGACUAUCAUGAUUUUAAUUUCAGUUUGUUUUGUUUGGUGGCUCUCCCAGUCUCUCAGUUGAGAUGGUAGGGCAUGGGGUUUAUUUGUACUUUAACUUACAAAAAUGACUCAAAGCGGCAGAGAUUUUUCUUUUGUAUAUUUAACUUGUGGAAAUAAAAUUCCCUCUGAUAU
Sardina pilchardus (European sardine) is the source of this 2392-nucleotide messenger RNA. It is a transcript of the gene chmp1a, whose product is annotated as charged multivesicular body protein 1A. Gene Ontology annotation, biological process: late endosome to vacuole transport; protein transport; endosome transport via multivesicular body sorting pathway. The record is from RefSeq and is a predicted model, not a curated record. The transcript has 7 exons. NCBI's taxonomy places the organism in Eukaryota, Metazoa, Chordata, Actinopteri, Clupeiformes, Clupeidae. The coding region runs from base 119 to 712 and encodes 197 amino acids. Gene Ontology annotation, cellular component: multivesicular body; ESCRT III complex.